ACGCGCGUGAUGCUGGACACGCUGUUCUUUCUACUCGAGCGCCUGUUCCUGCUCGCGCACAUUAAAAUAUCUUUGCCGCGGCUCGUGCAGGUAGAGCGCGAGCCCGCGGCGUGCACGCGGCGGGACGAUGUCUCGUGGACUCGGUUCACACGCGGGGACCUGUUGGAGGUGCCGCGCACGCUCUUUACGCACUUCGGGAUCUACAUGGGAGACGGCCGCGUCGCGCACCUCAUCCCUGAUGCUCUGCCGCUCGUGACCACAGACCCGUGGCGCGUGCAGCGCAUGGUCACGAACACGCGCUUGCUGCUAGGAGUGUUGUCCAAACAGGCGAGUGUGCGUGUGGACUCGGUGGAGGACUUUGCGUACGGCGCGCGCAUCCUCGUGAAUCGCGCAGACGCGCAGUGCGCUCCGCUGUGCGGCGAAGAGUCUGCGCUGCGCGGAGAGCGGCUUAUCGGACCCGUGUCCUACAGCCUCCUGUGGAACAACUGCGAGCACUUUGUCACACACUGUCGCUACGGACACGCGCGCAGCCUCCAAACCGAACAGUUCUGCUCAUGGUUGAAGUCCAUGGUCUGGGACCCCAGGACUCUGCUGGCCUCAGUCCUGCUCGGGAUCCUGAUUUUGGUCUUCUUUGGGACCUCUCUUUCCACACUGGUGCCUGCUCUCCUGAUCCCCUUCACGCUAUGGAUGGCCAGUUAAAGAGACCAGACUCAACGUUAUUAUUAUUAUUAUCUACUACAACUACAACCAUACAAGCCUUCAAAGAGACAUAUUAUGCAAAAUUGACUUUUCAGAGCUUUUAACCAUGCUAUAGUUGAUUCUCUUUCUCAUUUACCCUCUUCAAGUUGUAUUUAGAAUGAUUUGUGUAUGUUUGAGUGAUCUUUAUUCUCCUGUAUUCAAGAUAUCAUUGCUUGGAUCAACCCCCACUGUUCUGAACUCAUUUUGUUCUCUAAUUUUAUUUUCUUAUUUUCUAUAGAAGGUUCUGACAGCUCCGCAAUAUUCCAAACCAGAAGUGGGCCAAUCUCGCGAAUAAAAAUGCCCAAAUUGCAACAUAAUGAUCCACAGGUGUCAUAGAUAUAACUACCGUAUUUUCCGUACUAUAGGGCGCACUCAUAAGCCUCCAACCUCAUCAAAUACGACUGUGUGCCCCACAAUCUAGAGCACCCUAUACACGAAUCCACUCGGGUGUUCCAGCACGACUUCAGCAAACCACAAAGCCGCACCACCCUCAGACAGAGCAGACAGAGACCACACAGGGAAAAACACCCGCAGCCACACUCAUCACUCCACACUGACGAGGAACGGAAUGGAGGAACGAACCGAAAAAGCGAGUGCAAGCCAAACAAAAUCUGACUGACCCAUCUAACUGUUGUAUUUCGUUUAAUGUGCCUUAUAGUCCAGUGUGGUUUAUAUGUGAAAAAACUUCGAAAAUAGACCAUUCAAUGACAGUGCACCUUAUAAUCCAGAGUGCCUUAUAGUGUGGAAAAUACGGUAUAUAUGUUACAGACAAAAACACAAAAACGAAAUGGCAAAAAAUGUCCAAAAGUAAAGGUUCAUAAUUUUACUAUAUUUAUCCAACCACACCAUAAUAUCUGCAGAUUUACCAGAGAUAUUUGAGCUGCUCUCAUCUCAGUUAAAUUCCAGAGAUAUAGGAAGGAUGGGAGGGAGUCUGACACAUAGGAACAGUAUUAGAGUGUGACAUGGGAACGGGUGAGAAUUCUGUGACCAGUUUGCACUUGUUUUGACCUGGUUUAUGGUUAGUAUUUCUGUAAUUACUGGGUUUAGCCACACAAAACAAAACCUGUCACAAAAAUGUCUCCUCUGUAAACUAAACUAUGGUGAAAUUAUAUUGUCCACUAUAGAGACAGGCCAUUAAAGGUGCAUGAAGUCACUUUUUUGAAGGAUGAUUCGCCAUGGGGUCGUUACUGCUGAGCCUAGAAUGUUCCACAGAAUGACAUUAAACUCAUAGUAUAUCUUCAUGGAGACAAGCAGGUGAUGCCAGUAAGAUCAGGUAAAAUCUGUGGAAAGGCGAGUCCAUUCACAGUAAGAAUGCAUGUUUUCCAGUGUAUUUUAGAGCAAUAAAAACACUUGAAAUUUAAUAAAUGCGAUUAAGACGAGUUUAAUGCCUUACCAUGGAACAUCCCAUGCAAUAAGCAACGAAGUAAGUAAUUGUAUGUAUUGAUACCUAUGGUGGAAUUUUCAACUGUUACUGUGGUGACGCAAUGCAAACACAGCCAAAAAAAUAAUUAAUUAGUCUGAAAAUUCUAUAAAAAUCUCAUUUAAACAGCACAUUUUCAGGAGGCUGUGAUCAAUACGAGCGUUCAUGGUCCUGUUUAGGCGAUUUUCAGUUUGUCAACAAAAAGGUGAGAGUGCCUAACUGGGAAAAAAUAAUAAUAAUAAUAAUUCUAGCUGUAAUUUUAUCAGAGAGAGACUGUUUUAACUGCACAAAUCAGCUCACCUUUGUAGUGGUCACUUCAGGUCUAAAGUCAAAUUUGAGUAAAAGAGCUUUAGACAGAGCUGGGCCUCCAGUUAGCAUCACACCUCCAGA
This is a messenger RNA of Boleophthalmus pectinirostris (great blue-spotted mudskipper), 2548 nucleotides long. Its product is annotated as lecithin retinol acyltransferase-like. Bases 10 to 699 code for a protein of 229 amino acids. Gene Ontology annotation, molecular function: phosphatidylcholine-retinol O-acyltransferase activity. The transcript is spliced from 2 exons. NCBI's taxonomy places the organism in Eukaryota, Metazoa, Chordata, Actinopteri, Gobiiformes, Gobiidae. Gene Ontology annotation, biological process: retinol metabolic process. The record is from RefSeq and is a predicted model, not a curated record.